Messenger RNA from Fraxinus pennsylvanica, 444 nucleotides. The record is from the annotation of a GenBank genome assembly. NCBI's taxonomy places the organism in Eukaryota, Viridiplantae, Streptophyta, Magnoliopsida, Lamiales, Oleaceae.
AUGAUUGGGGGUGAGAGAAGGAAAAGACGGAAUAGAUUGAAGUAUCAACUUACGGUUGCCUCUCAUAUUGGGAGAUGUCCCUACGUUGUGAGGAGGCGAGACCCUCUUAUUGUUGGAAGACGACGUCUUGAUGCAACUGUUAGGAGAUGGAGUUUGGAGAAAAUUGGGCAUUUUAUCUUCAAGAAGGGUUUCGACCUUUCACGAACCAAAACAAAAACAGAAAUUAAACGAAGUUUUUUGCUGUUCAAAAUAGAUCAAUUUGUUACGCUCCUUGUUCAACUAGACGCAAGAUCUCGGAUUUUUCCCUGUGGUGGUGCCGGCAGCGUGCCUGUGGUGGUGCUGGCUGCCGGGAAGGAGAGUGUCCUGGAGUGGGGGACAAUGAACAGUAGUGACGUUAAAGAAGUAACGGCAGCUCCGACUGGUCCACCGCAGCCGCUCGAGUAA